AUGGAUAAUCCUUAUAGAGAUAUGAAAGACAUUAAGCUCAUUUGUCAUUUCAUUCGAGAUUUUGAAGAAAUUUUUGGAUGUUUCAGUCUCGCUGAGAAAUUUGAUAUUAAAAUUAACUCUAGCGAUUACGUUGAUUCUCUUAAAAAUAAAAUCUAUGAAGUCAUUAAGCAGAAAAAUAAUAUUUUCUCCAAUAUUAAGGCUGAUGACUUAAUGCUAUGGAAGGUACAAAUUUCUAAUGAUGAUGAUAAUGGUUUUUUAAGCCUUGAAUUACAAGAAGCAAUAUUUGAUAAUAUCAAAAAUAAUAAAGAGGCCAGUGCCAUUAGAAUAAUGUUAAACGGAGAGGAGCAAUAUAGAUCGGAAAAGAUUGAAGAUACGUUUGAAAACCCACCUAAAAACUAUUACAAUUUUGUCAUUCAAGGUUAUUGCUACAAAUGUAAGAGAGGCCUUGAUAGAUCAUUUAAAUUACAUGAAAUUUCUGAUUUUCAUAUAAACAACGUAAACAAUGAGAAUGCAGGUGAAAAUGGACCUGAAUAUGAAAACGAGGAUGAAGGAGAUUCCUCACCAACUGAAUCUGAAUUUGUGGGAAAUUUAAAAAAUAUUCACAAAUACAUUAAUAUGGAUGAAUCUGGUUAUAAUAAUGUAACUGGUAAAUAUUUAUAG
Funneliformis geosporum is the source of this 660-nucleotide messenger RNA. Lineage: Eukaryota; Fungi; Glomeromycota; Glomeromycetes; Glomerales; Glomeraceae. The record is from the annotation of a GenBank genome assembly.